Messenger RNA from Chelmon rostratus (copperband butterflyfish), 990 nucleotides. RefSeq names its product trace amine-associated receptor 8a-like. The transcript has 2 exons. Gene Ontology annotation, biological process: G protein-coupled receptor signaling pathway. The record is from RefSeq and is a predicted model, not a curated record. NCBI's taxonomy places the organism in Eukaryota, Metazoa, Chordata, Actinopteri, Chaetodontiformes, Chaetodontidae. Bases 1 to 990 code for a protein of 329 amino acids. Gene Ontology annotation, cellular component: membrane. Gene Ontology annotation, molecular function: trace-amine receptor activity.
AUGGAGACUCCAGAGGGAACUGAACUCUGUUUUCCACAACUCCUCAAUGCUUCGUGCAGGAAGACCCUGCAUCCUCACUCCCUAGCCAUACUCAUAUAUAUUAUGCUGUCCUUCAUCUCUCUGCUUACUGCAAGUCUCAACCUGCUGGUUAUCAUCUCCAUCUCACACUACAAGCAGCUCCAUACCCCCACCAACCUCCUCCUCCUCUCUCUGUCUGUCUCUGAUUUCUUCGUGGGCCUUCUCAUGUUGUUUCAAAUUGUCCUCAUAGAAGGCUGCUGGUUUUUGGGUGACCUCAUGUGUGCUGUGUAUUAUGUUUCGGACUACACUCUCACCUCCGCCUCAGUAGGAACCAUGGUGCUCAUAUCAGUUGACCGCUAUGUGGCUAUUUGUGACCCUCUACACUACCCCACCAAAGUCACUCAAAAAAGAGUUCAAAUGUGUGUUUCUCUGUGUUGGGUAUGUUCUGUAAUUUUUCACGGUGUGCGGUUUAAGGAUAAUCUGAAACAACUAGGCAGGUAUAACUCCUGCUUUGGGGAGUGUGUGAUUGUUAUUGAUUAUGUUGCCGGACUUGUUGAUCUGUUUUUGUCCUUUAUUGGUCCUGUCACUGUCAUUGUAGUUCUGUAUAUGAGAGUAUUUGUGGUGGCUGUGUCUCAGGCUCGGGCCAUGAGGUCCCACAUUGCUGCUGUCACUGUCCAGUGUUCAGUGAAAGUAACUGCUAAGAAAUCUGAGCUGAAAGCAGCCACUACUCUUGGUGUUGUUGUAGUUGUGUUUCUAAUAUGUGUCUGCCCAUAUUUUUGUAUUGCACUUACAGGCCACGACACCAUGCUCAAUGCUUCAUCCUCUACUUUUAUAAUAUGCCUGUUCUAUUUUAACUCCUGUCUUAAUCCUGUGAUCUACACCUUUUUUUACCCCUGGUUCAGAAAAUCUAUCAAACUCAUUGUUACACUUAAGAUACUGGAGGCUGACUCCUGUGAGACCAGCAUGUUGUAG